AUGGCUUUGUAUGUGGUGCUGAUGUUACUUGUGGCAGCUGCGAAGCUAGCGUUUGCAGGCAUCAUCCCAAACGCAGCGCACGCCAGCGUGACCAGACCAGGGGAUGUUAUCCUUGGGGCUAGCUUUCCGAUUCACCGCUGGUCCUCCGGAGCACCGUGUAGUGCAGGACUGUACAGCUGGGGGAUGGAAUUGAGCGCCAUUGUGAUGUUUGCCAUCGAGCAGAUCAACGACCGGGAGGAUCUCUUGCCAAAUGUCACCAUCGGCUACGACAUUCGCGACAACUGUUACUCAGAGACUCUGUCGCUGUGGACCGCAUUCAGUCUGGCUAGCACGUCGGAGAGACCCCAGGAGGACGUCCAGUUCCCAAAGAUCAGCCCACCAGACAACGGCAGUCUGCUGUGCAUCAUAGGGACGCAAACGAGCGCAACCACCAUUCCCACAGCUCAAGCUGCUAGCUUGUACAGCAUCCCCGUUAUCUCCCCGUUCGCAACGAGCAAUGAGCUGAGCGACAAGCGCAGGUUUCCGUAUUUCCUUCGCACUGUUCCCCCGGACAGUCUCCAGGCCUCGGCCAUCGCCGAUAUACUUUUGCGGUUCGAAUGGAAAUACAUUGGCCUGUAUUUUCAGCUGAACACCUACGGAAUUCACGGAGCCCAAAGCUUGCUGGACCUCGCCGAAAAGUAUGGCAUAUGCGUGGCGUUUUCCGUUGCGAUACGUUACCAACCAAAAACCGCUGAGCUCGUCGACGCUGUCGAUAGGUUGUCGAGCUUCCCAAAAGCGAAGGUCGUUGUUAUGAUUAUGGAUUAUCAAACAGCAAGUGAAAUCUUGACAACAAUGUCCGAUGUUGGACUCCUGUCUCAGUUGACCUUUGUAGGUAGUGACGCCUGGGCAUUGCCAGCUUCACUAAAAAGACACGGUGUUGAGGUUUCCCUUUUACAAGGUAGCCUCUUUGUCCAACAACGUUUUAUGCGCAUUGCUGGAUUCGAUUACGACCGGUUUAUACAGAUUGUAGAAUCUAGCACCCCAUGGUUAGGUGAGUGGAAGGCGGAACACAAUUGCUCCGACCUGAGCGAGUGCCCAAUCGACGUGGAUACAAACGACAAUGUCGUGGUCGAUGCUGUCUACGCCUUCUCGUAUGCUCUCCAUAACAUGUUGCACGAUCGCUGUAGCAAUGGUACCAACUGUAACUCAAUUCAAACUCUUACCGGACAAGAUCUGCUGCAGUACCUACUCAAUGUAAGAUUCGAGGGGCUGGCUGGGAACUACAAUUUUGACAGCAACGGCGAUCCAGGCGGGAAUUACAAAAUACUAAACUUUCAGUUUGUUGACGGAGCCAUUAGAGCUGUUGAAGUCGGGCUAUGGAGCGCCUUCGCCGCAGAUCCACUUAAACUGAAUAUGAGCGCUGUGAGGUGGAGUGAGACACGAGGAAAACCUGUCUCACUUUGUCGGGAAGACUGUCAAAGUGGUUUUAUAGAGGUGCCUCUGGAGGAAAAAUGCUGCUUUGGUUGCCAACGAUGUCCAGAUGAAGCCAUUGUCAUUGACAACAAGUGCAGGCCAUGUCCCGUAGACGAAUGGCCAGACAAGAAAUUCGAAGUCUGUCAACCCGUUAUACCGACCCCGCCCAGCUGGAGCGAGCCCACAGUCAUUGUCAUCAUAAUCCUGUCAGUCUUUGGACUAGUCCUGUCCCUUCUGGCAGCGUUCGGAAUCUACUACUACCGAGGACACGUGCUGAUCAAAGCCGCCAGUCGUGAACUGAGCAGCAUUAAUCUCUUAGGACUCACGCUGGCUUUCCUUGCUCCCUUUCCACUUCUCGCCCAGGUGACUGACGCCUCAUGCCGCGUGUCUGAGAUUAUCAUCACCUUGUGCUUCACUCUGAUCUAUGCACCAACACUACUGAAAGUCAACCGCAUCUACAGGAUCUUCGACACCGGAAAGAAGUCCAACAAGCGUCCUCGCUUCAUCGGUCCUCGACCACAGCUAAUGAUGGCGGUUAUUGUGUGCCUGUUUACGGUCGUGAUUUGCACUGCCGGGACCUUAAUUAGUCCAACUGCACCGGCCAAGUUGUAUUUUAGUCCUCCGACCGGGUACAUCGAGGCUUACUGCGCGUUUGGCUUCGGAUCGUUGGUGUCCACCCUGUUCAAUCUCCUCUUGGUUUUGGCCUGCUGCUACUACGCUUUCAAGGCUCGCAAGGUGCCCAGCAACUACAACGAGUCCAAGUUCAUCGCUAUCAGCGUGUACUCUACGCUGGUCUUCGGCAUGGCAGCCGUCCCCGUCUACAUCACGGCCACUACCGUUCUGCAGAAAGUUGCGACACUGUGCGUGGCCAUACUGCUCAAUGCCGUCUUGACUCUGCUCUGCGUCUACCUGCCCAAGAUCUAUGCCAUUCACUUCCAGCUGGACGUCCAACUUUCGUUCGGAAUCUACUACUACCGACGACACGUGUUGAUCAAAGCCGCCAGUUGUGAACUUAGCAGCAUCAACAUCUUAGGGCUCACGCUGGCCUUCCUCGCUCCCUUCCCACUUCUGAUUCCACCGACUGCUGUCUUGUGCCGUGCAUCAGAGAUCAUCGUCGCUUUGUGUUUCACUCUGACGUAUGCCCCGACCCUUCUGAAAGUCAACCGCAUCUACAGGAUCUUCGACGCCGGAAAGAAGUCUAACAAGCGUCCUUGCUACACGGGUGCCACGGUUCAACUCAUCUUCGUUCUCGGUAUCAUUGCAUCGAUGGUUGCAGUUGCCAUGACUGGUGCAUUGGCAAGUCCUACACUGCCAGCUAAGCUGUAUUUCUUCCCUCGACGUAACUACAUCGAGGUAUUCUGCCAGUUUGGGAACGGUUUCUUGGCAUCCCUCGUUUCCGAUAUCCCCUUGAUCUUGGCCUGCUGCUACUACGCUUUCAAGGCUCGAAAGGUUCCCAGUAACUACAACGAGUCAAGAUUCAUCGCCAUCAUCGUGUACUCUACGCUGGUCUUCGGCAUGGCGGCCGUCCCCGUCUAUAUCACAGCCACCACCGUUCUGCAAAAGGUUGCAACGCUUUGCGUGGCCAUACUGCUCAAUGCCUUCUUGACGCUGUUCUGCGUCUACCUUCCGAAGGUAUACGCAAUCCAGCUAGACAGCAAUGUAGAGAUUAGCUAG
Molecule: messenger RNA, 3126 nt
Organism: Acanthaster planci (crown-of-thorns starfish)
Lineage: Eukaryota; Metazoa; Echinodermata; Asteroidea; Valvatida; Acanthasteridae
Product: metabotropic glutamate receptor-like
Source: RefSeq, a predicted model, not a curated record